GUUUUUUGUUUUGCAUUCAAAAUUGAUGUAUUAAGGUCUGAUUCAAUUUUUUUCAAGCUUAUAGCAUCAGGUCCGAAUCCGAUUCAAAAUUUUGUAGUGUUUUUUUGAAAGUAAAUUGAUUUCUGAUGCCAAGUUUUCUUGAAGUUAAUUUUAGUCCUUACUUUUUUAUCUGAGUUUAGAACUACUUAGUUAUUCACUCAAGGUGCUUGUGUGAUCAUUUGAAAUUUGGAGUGUGGGCAUCUUGAAUUUUGUUAGCUUGUCUUAUAAUUUUUUUACCAUUAUCUGAACUCAGUCGAUCACCUCACCAAGUUCAACAACAUUCCAUGUUGUGAUAUAUACAUUUUCUUUUUUAAAAACAUUGUCUUCAUUUUCAUAUUUAUAAAAGAAAAAAACUAUAUGAAAUUUUGGUAAUUUUGUGCUAGAUGGAAUCAGAUCAGAAAAAUAUGAAGAUUGUUAAUCAUUAAUUAUUAAUGUUUUAAAUCGCAUAGAAAGAACAAGUGUUGUUAGUGUGCUCCCAUUGUUCAAGCUCGAGUUCCCUUGUGAAACCAAUUUUAUUCUUUCAAUAAUCAAGUGAGCUCCUUUUUUCGAAACUCAAAUACUUCUAUUUAUCUUAUUAAUUUCCAGUUACUGACCAUUUUUUCUUCACAUAAAAAGAUUGAUAGAUGGAUCAAGGGAGGCAGGUAUUCACAGUGGACCUUCUUGAACGAUAUGCUGCAAAAGGGCGUGGAGUUAUCACUUGCAUGGCUGCUGGAAAUGAUGUCAUUGUGAUUGGAACCAGCAGAGGAUGGGUCGUCAGGCAUGAUUUUGGGGUUGGCAAUUCAAAUGAGAUUGAUCUCUCCGUGGGUCGUCCUGGGGACCAGUCAAUCCAUAGGGUUUUUGUUGAUCCUGGAGGGAGUCACUGUAUUGCCACUGUAGUUGGUCCUGGAGGAGCUGAAACUUUCUAUACUCAUGCCAAAUGGACCAAGCCACGAAUUUUGAGCAAGCUGAAAGGUCUUGUUGUAAAUGCCGUUGCAUGGAACAAGCAGCAGAUAACUGAAGUUUCCACAAAGGAAGUCAUUCUUGGGACAGAAAAUGGUCAACUUCAUGAGUUGGCUGUGGAUGAGAAGGACAAGAAAGAGAAGUAUAUCAAGUUUCUCUUUGAAUUAACAGAACUUCAAGAAGCUUUUAUGGGUUUGCAGAUGGAAACAGCUAGCAUGAUAAAUGGGACUAGAUACUAUGUGAUGGCUGUUACUCCUACUCGGCUUUACUCUUUCACUGGAAGUUAUUUAGAUCGUACGGUGCAUUUUAUGGAACUUCCUGGUGACAUAGCAAACAGUGAGUUGCAUUUUUUCAUCAAGCAACGAAGAGCUGUACAUUUUGCAUGGCUUUCUGGUGCUGGUAUGUACCAUGGUGGCUUAAAUUUUGGAGGACAACAAAGCUCUUCAAGUGGAAAUGAAAAUUUUAUUGAGAAUAAGGCUCUUUUGGACUACUCCAAAUUGUCUGAAGGAGCUGAAGUAGUUAAACCAAGUUCAAUGGCUUUGUCUGAAUUCCAUUUCUUGUUGCUUUUAGGGAAUAAGGUCAAGGUUGUAAACAGAAUUAGCGAGAAGAUCAUUGAGGAACUUCAGUUUGAUCAAACUUCUGAUUCAGCCUCUAAGGGUAUUAUAGGAUUGUGUAGUGAUGCCACGGCUGGUUUGUUUUAUGCAUAUGAUCAAAACUCCAUCUUUCAGGUGUCUAUCAAUGAUGAAGGCCAAGAUAUGUGGAAAGUAUAUCUUGACAUGAAUGAAUAUGCUGCUGCUUUAGCAAACUGCCGUGACCCUUUUCAAAGGGACCAAGUAUAUUUAGUCCAGGCUGAAGCUGCGUUUUCUUUUAAAGAUUAUUUAAGAGCUGCUUCUUUCUAUGCCAAAAUCAAUUAUAUUUUAUCAUUUGAAGAGGUCACUUUGAAGUUCAUUAGUAUUGGUGAACAGGAUGCUUUGAGAACUUUCGUACUGCGGAAGCUUGAUAAUUUAGAAAAGAGUGACAAAUGUCAAAUAACAAUGAUAUCCACCUGGACAACUGAAUUAUACUUGGAUAAGAUAAAUCGACUGCUCUUGGAAGAUGACUUUGCAUCAGAGAAUAACAAUUUAGAGUACCAAUCAAUUAUUAAAGAGUUUUGUACUUUUCUCAGUGACAACAAAGAUGUAUUGGAUGAAACGACUACAAUGAAACUUUUAGAAAGUUAUGGAAGGGUUGAAGAAUUGGUAUAUUUUGCUAGCUUAAAAGGGCAGUAUGAGAUUGUAGUUCACCAUUACAUUCAGCAAGGAGAAGCAAAAAAAGCAUUGGAAGUGCUUCAGAAACCUUCUGUGCCUAUAGAUCUUCAGUAUAAGUUUGCUCCAGACCUUGUUGCCCUUGAUGCAUAUGAAACUGUUGAAUCGUGGAUGACUACAAAGAAUCUGAACCCAAGGAAACUGAUUCCUGCAAUGAUGCGUUAUUCAAGUGAACCACAUGCAAAGAAUGAGACACACGAAGUCAUUAAAUAUCUUGAAUAUUGUGUUCAUCGAUUACAUAAUGAAAAUCCUGGAAUUCAUAACCUGCUACUUUCUUUAUAUGCAAAACAGGAAGAUGAUAGUUCACUUCUACGUUUCCUACAAAGCAAAUUUGGGAAAGGACCAGAAAAUGGUCCUGAGUUCUUCUACGAUCCUAAAUACGCCUUGCGUCUUUGCCUCAAGGAAAAACGAAUGCGUGCAUGUGUUCAUAUAUACAGUAUGAUGUCAAUGCAUGAAGAAGCAGUUGCUCUUGCCUUACAGAUUGAUUCAGAGCUUGCUAUGGCCGAAGCUGAUAAGGUUGAAGAUGAUGAGGAUUUGAGAAAGAAGCUUUGGCUCAUGAUUGCCAAGCAUGUUGUUGAACAAGAAAAAGGAACUAAGAGGGAAAACAUAAGGAAGGCAAUUGCAUUUCUUAAAGAAACUGAUGGCCUGCUAAAGAUAGAGGAUAUAUUACCAUUCUUUCCAGAUUUUGCCCUGAUUGACGACUUCAAGGAGGCUAUCUGCUCAUCAUUGGAGGAUUACAAUAAGCAAAUUGAACAGCUGAAGGAAGAGAUGAAUGAUGCAACCCAUGGUGCUGACAACAUCAGAAAUGAUAUCAGUGCACUUGCUCAAAGAUGCACUAUUAUUGAUCGAGAUGAGGAGUGUGGGGUUUGUCAACGAAAAAUUUUAACAGCUGGCAGGGAAUUUGGCACGGGCCGUGGCUAUACAUUAGUAGGCCAAAUGGCACCUUUUUAUAUCUUUCCAUGUGGACAUGCCUUCCAUGCAGAAUGCCUGAUUGUCCAUGUGACUCGCUGUACAGUUGAGACCCAUGCUGAGUAUAUACUGGAUCUGCAGAAGCAACUUUCUUUGAUGGGCAGUGAAGCAAGGAGAGAAUCCAAUGGUACCCUUUCUCCAGAGGAGUCCAUUCCUAGCAUGACCACUAUAGACAAGCUCCGAUCACAACUGGAUGAUGCUAUAGCUAGUGAAUGCCCAUUUUGUGGUGACCUGAUGAUCCGUAAGAUUUUUUUGCCUUUCAUCAAUCCUGAGGAAGAGCAGCAUGUGCUAUCAUGGGAGAUAAAACCAAGCUCUGGAAGCCAGAGAAAUAGUAUCUCGUUACCUGCAUCUGCAUGAGUUGUAAUAUGCUUGCCUUGUGUGAAUAACGUUGCUUUGUAGUAUAGGACACUAUUGAUUGUCCAAGUUCCUUGCUAGUUGCAAUAUGUUGUUUGGUUAUGAAUGCCUGAAUCCAUAUUCUUGUUUAAUGUACUUUCUGUUCCUUUUUGUGAUGCCAUUGGCUCUAAUUUUCUGAUUGCCAAAGGAAAUUGUUACACCCCAAUACGCACCACAAAUCCUGUACCUUGUUGUAACUUACGGUUGUCUAUUUUUGUUACUAGAAGGUUUUGAAAGUUCUUUUC
Molecule: messenger RNA, 3889 nt
Organism: Glycine soja
Lineage: Eukaryota; Viridiplantae; Streptophyta; Magnoliopsida; Fabales; Fabaceae
Product: vacuolar sorting protein 18-like
Exons: 23
Coding region: 663-3608 (981 amino acids)
Biological process (GO): organelle fusion; vacuole organization; intracellular protein transport
Cellular component (GO): HOPS complex; endosome
Molecular function (GO): protein-macromolecule adaptor activity
Source: RefSeq, a predicted model, not a curated record